Solenopsis invicta (red fire ant) is the source of this 2247-nucleotide messenger RNA. RefSeq lists its product as uncharacterized. Gene Ontology annotation, cellular component: transcription regulator complex; nucleus. The record is from RefSeq and is a predicted model, not a curated record. NCBI's taxonomy places the organism in Eukaryota, Metazoa, Arthropoda, Insecta, Hymenoptera, Formicidae. The transcript has 3 exons. The coding region runs from base 813 to 1880 and encodes 355 amino acids. Gene Ontology annotation, biological process: regulation of transcription by RNA polymerase II.
UUACGUGUCAUUUCACGCAAUUUCUCGCUUCUGACGUCACGACUUCAAUAUGGCCGCGGCGAGUACUCAGGAGUCUUAAUGAGUUAUGAAUCGACGAAAACGAAGAACGCCUAAAAUUGAAGGUUACGUAGAACGUAUUAUCCCAUCUCUCACUGCUAUGGAAUUCAAGAGUCAUUUCAGGUAAAGUCAUAAUUUUAAUUUAUUUUUUCUCGCGUAGCAGAAACAAAGAAAGUUAAUGAUAAUAAUUCCUUUUUAUUGUCAAUUGAUAUAUCAUGUUUAAACACGUAUGAACACAAAUACGGCCCCAAACAAACUAUUGAUGAAGCCAACAGCGGUUUGAGCGCGAAUCGAAAUGCGGCUCAAGUUGUAAUUUCCCGCCAAAUAUUGAAACGUUCCAGCUAACCCAUCUCCUGAGGUGAGGCAGUUAGAGCGAAUCGAGAGCGAAAACGAUGACGUAUUGAUGACGUAAUAAGAGCUAUUUGGAGCGUUCCGAAGCGUCAAAUGGACCAGCCUUAUUAAUGCUACGAAGGCUCUGUAGCGUUUGAAGCGCUAAAGCCUGUUCUACAAUAGCAGUAAACACAAGACGUAAGGUUGUAAGCCACAGUUGUAAAGAGCUCGUUUCCGGUUUUGAAGGACAUAACCAAGGUCGUAAGCGAAAUGAAUUAUUUUCAUUUCAUACGCACUACGGUCUUAUGUUAACCAAUCAGCAGCAUAUGAAAAGUGCACUUAUUUAAAUCAGUGUUGGUAGUAUAAACUUAACGUACAGGACCAAGAAAUACUUUCUUUUUUAUUCAAAAAGAGGAAAAGAAAUUAUGGAAGAAGAAAUUAUAGAAGAAUUUGAUGAGAACGAUGAACUGGAUGAUCAAGAACUCAUUACCAUAGUUAAGGCGAAUCCUUUUUUGUAUGACAAGUCAGACAAAUUAUAUAGUAACAGUGAGGUAAAGAGGUUAGCUUGGGCUACUGUUGGGGAAGGAUUAUCCAAAAAAAAGACUGGUACCGAUGCCGAACAUAGAUUUUGGCAGUUACGACAACGGUUUGGAAGAGAAAGGAAAAAAGUAAUCCAAUCCCGUGGUCGCUCAGGCGCUGGAGCUAACGAACAGACAUACACGCCUCAUUGGAAUCUAUAUACUGAGUUGAUGUUUCUAGCUGAUGUGAUAAAACAUCGAAAGCAAGUAUCAACAUCUUUCUUUCUGUGGUCAAUUAUACUCAAUCAUAAAUUUAUUUAUUUUUAUUUUGUGUUGUUUAGAACUACGUCAAACUAUAAAAGAAAAACAACAUACGAAACUACAUCACAAACGAACAUCCCGUCAAGUUUAUUACAAGUGAACAUCCCGUCCAAAUUAUCAGAAGUGAACACUCCUUCAACUUACAUGUUAAAUUCCCCAUUGACUUUGAGUUUAUCGAGUGAAAAAGUGCCAUAUAUUUCAUGUAUCGACAAAUCUUCAGAUAUAUCUGAGGAUUAUUCUAUUCCACAACAAUCUUAUUCUGAAAGUGCUGUAAUAUUGCCGCCAGAAACUAACAAUAACAUAGAGUUACCUGCAAAGCAAAUGCAGCAAGUGAAAGCAAAUACUUAUAAAAAAUGUGUUCCAGAGCCAGAUUUGUUUGCUAAACGAAGAAAGUUGAAUGCAGAUACUUUUAAUAAAUCACUAUUAGAUCAAUCAAAAGAUUUAAAUGUUUUAGCACAAAAAGUAGGAGAUGCAAUCUCAACGUGUGGUUCACAACCUACAUCUCAUACUACAGAUUUUCAAAAUAUAUUUUCUCUUGAAAUUAAGAGUAUGUUAAGUUCCAUAGGUUUUACUUUGCAAAAAGUACCUGAAUCUAAACAAUUGGAUUGCAUGAUUGCUAUCAUGCAAUUGCUAAAACAAUAUAUUGAUAAGUAAAAGUUGAGACUUUUUAUAUAAGUUGUUUGAACAAAGAUCUCAUUAAAAAAUGUUUUAUUUUAACGCAAGUUAACAAGUCAGUUUUUUUAAUAAAAAUAAAUUUGCUUUUUAUAUAUUAUUUUCAAAGAUCUUGAAAUGGAGAAUUCAAUAAUUUUAGUUUAUCUAUUAAAAGUUUGUAGUAUUAUUUUUUUAAUAUUUUUUAAAUAUUCUUCUUUUGAAAGUAAAUAUACGUAUAAAGCAUUAUUAACUAAUAGACACUAGAAUCAAAAUAAAAUUUUGUUUUAAAAUAAUUACCGUUUUUUUCUAUCAAAAUUAAUUUUGUGAUAAAAUAAUUCAUGUUCCUAAAUAAAUGUUUAUUUAACAUAGC